UUGUAUUUUGUUUUAGCCGUUCCUGCGAAUCCAAUGAGAAUAGUUGGAGGAAACCUGACUACAGUGGAACAGUACCCAACUAUCGCUGCUUUGCUUUAUUCUUUCUUCGGAACGAGCUUCAGCCAGUCCUGCGGUGGAACUGUCCUCAACAAGAGAUCUAUCCUCACUGCCGCUCAUUGCCCUUAUGGCGAUACAACAGUAAAUUGGCGUGUUCGAGUAGGGUCUACCUUUGCCAAUAGUGGUGGGAUCGUGCACACAUUGACCGCCAUUUUCAUCCAUCCUAAGUUCAAUCAGCGUAUCAUUGAUUAUGACGUGUCAAUCCUAAGAACUAGUGACGUCAUCGAGUAUGGAAAUGUGGUUCAACCUGCUUUAAUAGCUGGGUCUUCGUAUAACCUUCCUGAUAAUGCGGUUGUGUGGGCAGCUGGAUGGGGCACUACUUCUUCUGGUGGCUAUCCUUCAGAACAACUACGACAUGUGCAGCUCUGGACUGUGAACCAAGGAUUAUGCAAGUCUCGAUAUGGAAUCCGAAAUUUGAACAUCACUGACAACAUGCUGUGUUCCGGAUGGUUGAACGUCGGUGGUCGUGACCAGUGCCAAGGAGAUUCUGGUAGUCCUCUCUACCACAAUGGAGUCGUUGUUGGCGUCUGUUCAUGGGGCGUUGGCUGUGCAUCUGCUCAGUACCCUGGAGUCAACUCCCGAGUGUCUCGAUUCACAAACUGGAUUCAAAGUCAAGCGAGACUUUAAAAAAAAAUGUUUAUAAAUACAAAUUGUGUUUUUAAAAGUGUUUUAUUUUAUAGAUUGAAUUCUGUACAGUAAGUUCAUCUAUUGUGUA
Spodoptera litura is the source of this 832-nucleotide messenger RNA. Its product is annotated as trypsin, alkaline C-like. Gene Ontology annotation, biological process: proteolysis. Gene Ontology annotation, molecular function: serine-type endopeptidase activity. The record is from RefSeq and is a predicted model, not a curated record. Lineage: Eukaryota; Metazoa; Arthropoda; Insecta; Lepidoptera; Noctuidae.